AUGGCUGGCAUCGGCGCUAUUAUUGGCCCUCGCGUGGUUGACUCUGGAAGACGCCAAAGGGCCUUCUCACACUGUGGCGUGGCUAAGCCACGGUUCAGCAGGGAUCAGCCCAUCGUGGUUCCAGUCGUGAGUAAGGAACCAAAGCCAUGCCAGCCUGCGGGUAAAGGUUUGGCGCGUCGAAGUGCCAGCGGGAGGCAUAGGCGAUCACCUGAACACCUCAGACGCAAGGCCCAGAAGGGGAUGCCAGAACCAGGUGGAGGCCGUCGGCGGCAGGGGCUAGGCUCGUGGCCCACCUGCGGGCAUCGCACUCACAAGGUCGCCGUGCGCACGAGGAGACUUCUCCAGCUUCUUUGGGCGUCGCGCUUGGCCUGCAAGCAAGCCGUGCAGGAGACAUCCGCAGGGCCGGCAAUGACAGAGCUCCCAAAAACCAGGCCAGUCUUUCAGCUCAGGAACUCAAGAGCCCAAGGCACGAACAAGGUGGUUGGACCAGCGAGGAGCACGCCCGGACCCAGCAUGGCCCAAGGCCCUGAUUGCUCAUUUGGCGCCUCGCUUCAGCCUUUCCUCGAGUCGGUCCAGGCUCCUCCGGUCCAGCAGAGUGCCACGCCUCUUCAAGGAGCUCCAAGCCAUGGGCAGGCCAAGGCAAAUGCGCACAAUGCGCCAACAAACAGCGUGCCAGGGGAGCAGGCAAUCUUGGAAGCUGAAGCAGAGGCGCCAAGUGUGCUCCGACGCCCAGGUGAUGCUUUGGAAGGAUGGCCGGCCAAAGAGGCAGCUGAAGCCGAGGAAAGUAUGCAGGAACCACAUCUUCACAGAGCUCCAGAAGCCAAAGAUGCUUUGCCAGGGCUAUCAGCUGAAGGGCUGGCCAAAGAAGCAGAGGAACAUGCUCACAGAGCAGCCAAAGAUGCUUCGCCAGGCGCAGGGGCAGCUGAAGCAGAGGCACGUGCUCGCAGAGAGCAGGCGGAUGCUUUGCCAGGCGAAGGACGGCCAGCAAGAACAGCCGCUGAAGCAGAGGCACCGCGUGUUCGCACGGCACCGCCUGCCAAAGAUGUGGCCACAGGCGGGCCGACAAGAACGGCAGCUGAAGCGGAGGCACAGCGUGUUCGCAGACCAUCGUCUGCCAAAGAUGCAGCAACAGGCGGGCCAACAAGAGCGGCAGCUGAAGCAGAGGCUCUGAGUGUUCGCAGAGCACCGUCUGCCAAAGAUGCCGCGACAGGCAGGCCAACAAGAACGGCAGCUGAAGCAGAGGCACCGCGUGUUCGCAGAGCACCGUCUGCCACAGAUGCAGCGACAGGCGGGCCAACAAGAGUGGCAGCUGAAGCAGAGGCUCUGAGUGUUCGCAGAGCACCGUCUGCCAAAGAUGCCGCGACAGGCAGGCCAACAAGAACGGCAGCUGAAGCAGAGGCACCGCGUAUUCGCAGAGCACCGUCUGCCACAGAUGCAGCGACAGGCGGGCCAGCAACAGUGGCAGCUGAAGCAGAGGCUCUGAGUGUUCGCAGAGCACCGUCUGCCAAAGAUGCCGCGACAGGCAGGCCAACAAGAACGGCAGCUGAAGCAGAGGCACCGCGUGUUCGCAGAGCACCGUCUGCCACAGAUGCAGCGACAGGCGGGCCAGCAAGAGUGGCAGCUGAAGCAGAGGCUCUGAGUGUUCGCAGAGCACCGUCUGCCAAAGAUGCCGCGACAGGCAGGCCAACAAGAACGGCAGCUGAAGCAGAGGCACCGCGUAUUCGCAGAGCACCGUCUGCCACAGAUGCAGCGACAGGCGGGCCAGCAAGAGUGGCAGCUGAAGCAGAGGAACCACGUGCUCGCAGAGCACUUGAUGCCAAAGAUUCUAUGCCAGGCCGUGCUGGACACCACGGCAUAGAAGAGGCACCACUCGCGCGCAUGCCAAGAGCCGCGGAUGCUUUGCCAGGAGGGCAGGCAAGCCCAGCAGAUGAUGUGGAGGCACAGCUGACACCACGCUCGCGUACAUCAUCAAAAGACCAAGGUGCUCAACCAGGCUGUGAAGAAGCCAAGGCAAACGAGGCAUCGGGCAUGCGCGCAUGGCCCGCAGCCACCAAUGCCAUGCCAGGACCUGAAGCACCACAAGCUACUCUCCGGCGCGCAAGUGCUGAAGGCGUAGACAGACGCAUCCAAGUGCCCACUGUGCAGGGGAUGGAGCGAGGCCCAGACGCUGCGAAGCAGGAGCCGCUCGCAAAGAAGGCUGAAGUCAGCCAACGAGGGCCCUCUCUGAGAAGCAACUCCACAUCGUCACGGCAAGGCAGCACGCGAAAAGCGAAUCAAGGAAGCUUGGCUGAGAGGACGCCAAGGACGGAUCGCUUUGCUCAUUGGGCAGAUGCUACCUGGAAGUUGGCGCACACAGGCUACGGCCAGCCCUGGGCUGGGCUGCUUCCCUCCGUUCCAAAGCAAGGGCUGGAGGCCAUCGAUUUGGAGAACAUGCAGGUGUUUUGCGAUCCUGCCCUUCUACAAGGUAUGCAGGUUCCUGAGCUGUCCUCAAGGGCGAUGGGCACAGCAUUCUGCGACAGGAGUGUUCGUCUACGGGACGGUUGUGCUGUGCGGGCGCUGCUGCAGCCGGAUCCAUUGGAGGAGACAGCUCAGGUAGGCUGCGAAAACGAGAGGAUGAUGCCACCUGCAGGUCUGAGGAGUUUCGAAUUUGCGGAGAAUAAGCAGCAGGAGCCGCGGGAGUGGCUAUGGUGCAUGCCUUUGUACCUUCGGUCCUGUCAGCUGGCGAUGCCGCUGCGGACGAAAUGCAGUUCCGGCGAGCGAUGA
Messenger RNA from Effrenium voratum, 2763 nucleotides. The record is from the annotation of a GenBank genome assembly. Lineage: Eukaryota; Dinophyceae; Suessiales; Symbiodiniaceae.